Drosophila miranda is the source of this 1610-nucleotide messenger RNA. RefSeq lists its product as uncharacterized. The record is from RefSeq and is a predicted model, not a curated record. Gene Ontology annotation, cellular component: membrane; endoplasmic reticulum. Lineage: Eukaryota; Metazoa; Arthropoda; Insecta; Diptera; Drosophilidae. The transcript has 9 exons. Bases 129 to 1559 code for a protein of 476 amino acids. Gene Ontology annotation, biological process: GPI anchor biosynthetic process.
GAGUUAUCGCCAAACGAACUACUAUUUCGGCGGUGGGAAAUUGUCAAUGGUGUCAAUACAAAAUAAGGUGAGAAGUGGUUUUUACUUUACUGAUGUUUGGUCCAGUGUUUAUUUAAUUCCAUUGCAAAAUGAGCAUCAAAAUAUACUUGCCCAUCGAUUACUUCACCCUCAAACAACCAACUAAUUUGUACGGACAAGUACAAAUAAACGAGGACGUCGUAUACUAUGUCGUAGAUGCUGUCGACUUCGACUUCAACACAGCAUCGAUGGAGCAUGGGACAAUCAGCAAUUUGCGUUUCCUCGGCUCUAUCCUGUGCAGUAAUACCUGCGCAGAAAAACCGAACAUCUACCACCAACUCGAUAUGCGCAUAUGUUUUACUUACGACAAAAAGGAGCCAAACAUUUCACUGGGAUACAUAGGAAUCACCCCAGAACACCUCAAACAAAUCAAAAUAAUUCUAUAUCACAAGAAAAAAGUGCAAGAAUUGUUUGUCAAUGAUGAGAUUACACUGGAUCAACCAUCGGGAAGCGGUGGCAGCGAUUGUGAUUUUCUGGAGCUCUUUCGCUUGGCCCAGUCCGAAGUUGCAGUUCAUAAGCCCAAAAACAGGGCACUCAAGAGUGGUCUUCACCUGUUACUUCUUGUAGCCGAUGCGCCCAUACAGUUGUUUAAAUAUACUGCCGAAAAUGUUUUCAUUAAUAACAUAAUGGGCCACACGACUGUUUAUAAGCACUUUAAAGAAUGGCAAUCAACCUGUCAUAAAGGUAAUAGGAUGAAAAAUAUUGUAUUAGAUCGAGUAUUGGGUAUACUUUUGAUGGUGAUAAUGUUUUCAUUAGUUACCCCACCGGGCGAUUUCCUUAUACAAAUUUCCCAUGGUAUUAUCAACCAGCUAUACAGCCUGUUGAAUGUUUUAGAAGGAAGUCCUAUUGGUCUUAAAUUGAAUAUACAUUUAAAUAAUUUCUUCCUCGAUUGUUUUAAAUAUCAUAUUCAAUUGUGGUCCAUGUUUUUGGAUUUGAUUGAACCAAUAGUACGGCAAGUUUUCCUGGCCAUUGGAGUAUUUGGAUGCCUGGGGUUUACAUUCCAGAUAGCUUUACUCGCAGAUUUAAUAUCAAUUGUUUCAUUGCAUUCGCAUUGUUUCCAUAUUUACACCAAAGUUCUAUAUAAAGUGGAAAAGAAAGGAUUAUCCGUACUUUGGCAAGUGGUUCGUGGGAACCGAUAUAAUAUAUUAAAAGGCCGUAUUGAAGCUCAUAAUUAUAUGGAUCGACAGCUAUACCUUGCCACAAUAUUUUUCUCAGCAAUUUUGUUUCUUUUUCCCACUACCCUUGUGUACUAUGUGGUUUUUGCCUUUUUAAAGUCCCUUACACAUGCAACUCUGGCGAUCUUUGAGUUUUUUCGUCGAAAACUUUUGUUUUUCCCGCUAGAAGUGUGCCUUAAAUGGUUACGAAAGGAACUACACGAAAUUGACUGUCUUAAAAUCGAGGACGUUGCACUCCCAGCGAAGACAUUUCUGCUGCAUAAACAUUAUAAAAUAAAUGUUGCUGUAUUUAAAAUUCGAGUGUGACAAAUAGAAAAAAACUUGAAUCUUAUUUCAUCUCAUUACACACCAAUUAAA